Messenger RNA from Kluyveromyces lactis, 1155 nucleotides. RefSeq names its product sphingolipid delta(4)-desaturase family protein. Gene Ontology annotation, biological process: ceramide biosynthetic process. Gene Ontology annotation, molecular function: sphingolipid delta-4 desaturase activity. The record is from RefSeq and is a predicted model, not a curated record. The coding region runs from base 1 to 1155 and encodes 384 amino acids. The transcript has a single exon. Lineage: Eukaryota; Fungi; Ascomycota; Saccharomycetes; Saccharomycetales; Saccharomycetaceae. Gene Ontology annotation, cellular component: membrane.
AUGACAAUUGUUCAUAGAGAUUUGAAAGUCUCUGAGAAAUUUGUCGACGUUCCAAGUGCAGAUGAGGAUUUUAAAGUUCUUGAUAACUUCUACUGGUCCGCACAUAAAGAACCCCAUGCUAUAAGAAGACAUGCCAUAAUUAAGAAACAUCCAGAAGUGCAGCGACUUAUGGGCCACGAACCUUUGACUAAAUGGAUUAUCAUUGGUGUUGUGUCGCUUCAGUUAUCGCUUUCCUAUUACUUAAGAAAUACCCAUCCUUUUACUUGGAAAUUUUUCAUCAUUGCAUAUGUCAUCGGUGCUACCGCUAACCAGAAUAUCUUCUUGGCAAUCCAUGAAUUGUCUCACAACCUAGCAUUUAAGAAACCUGUCCACAACAAGUUGUUUGCCAUUUUCACAAAUACCCCAAUUGGUAUCCCAUACAGUGCGUCAUUUGGACCAUAUCAUCAAUUGCAUCACAAGUUUCUUGGAGAUGAAAUUUAUGACACGGAUAUCCCUACCAGGUUUGAGGCUGUGCUUUUAUCCAAUAUCUUGGGGAAAUCGUUCUUUGCCACAUUCCAAAUCUUCUUCUACGCAUUUAGACCUAUGUUUGUCACAAGGAUCAAAUUCACCUACAUCCACCUUUUGAACGUGUUGUACCAAUUUAUGUUCAAUUUUAUAUGGAUCGCGAAUUUUGGUUGGUAUUCAUACUGUUAUUUCCUGAUGUCCUCAUUCUUAGCCGGUUCUCUACAUCCAUGCUCUGGCCAUUUCAUUGCAGAACACUAUCUGUUGAACAUUGAAGAAGCUAUCAUCGGUGGUAAACUGAUGCUAAAAUUAACGCCAGCCGAAAGACAACCAAUUAACGUCACUGAUGAAUCAAACGUCUCAAGAGAAGACGUCGAAUUCAGGAAAAAGUACGCAUUGGAGACGUAUUCUUAUUAUGGGCUUCUAAACUUCUUCACUUGGAAUGUCGGUUUACACAAUGAACAUCAUGAUUUCCCAUUUGUUGCUUGGUCCCGACUUUGGGAAUUGAACAGUUUAUGUCCGGAAUUUUAUAAUCAUCUGCCAAAGCACUCCUCCUGGUGUAAAGUCUUGUACGAUUUUAUUACCCACGAUGAUGUCGUAUUAUACAAUAGAGUGAAAAGAGUUAAUAAAGAGUUCGAACAAAGCAAGGCUUAA